Molecule: messenger RNA, 1670 nt
Organism: Aspergillus heteromorphus CBS 117.55
Lineage: Eukaryota; Fungi; Ascomycota; Eurotiomycetes; Eurotiales; Aspergillaceae
Product: DIL-domain-containing protein
Exons: 1
Coding region: 192-1502 (436 amino acids)
Molecular function (GO): GTPase binding
Source: RefSeq, a predicted model, not a curated record
AGCUGACUCAAUACCUCGAAUCCUUGAAGCGUGAAAACAAGUCGUUGAAUUCACAACUGGAAAAUUAUGAGACCCAAUUGAAAUCUUGGAGAAGCCGCCACAAUGUGCUGGAAAAUCGCUCAAGAGAACUACAGGCUGAAGCAAACCAGGCGGGUAUCACUGCUGCUCGAUUGACCGCACUGGAGGAUGAGAUGAGCAAGCUACAGCAAAACCAUAGCGAUGCACAGGCAAUGAUUAAACGCCUCCAGGAAGAGGAGAAGGCUUCACGAGAAUCCAUUCGCUCUACUAAUCAGGAGUUGGAGAGGCUCCAACAGCUAAAUACUGAGGCUGAAAACGAGAAGGCUUCCCUUCGCCAGCAAAUUGUCGAUCUCGAAGAACAACUUGAGGUUGCAAAGAGAGUCAUACCUGCAAAUGGACUGAACGGGGACCAGCAAAAUGGCGGGCCUAUUCAACCUCCGGCAAACGGCUUGAUAAAUCUUGUUUCCUCGAAGAAGCCGAAGCCUAAAAGACGCAGUGCUGGUGCGGAAAAAAUUGAUAUUGAUCGUUUUAGCGGAGCCUACAACCCUAGGCCUGUUUCGAUGGCCAUCCCCAGCUCAGCCAUGGGUCGUCAGCACUUUUCGGGCAAUGCCUUUUCUCCGGGAUUGGAUUCUGUCGAGGUGGAACUUGAGAACUUGCUGUCUGAAGAAGAGGACUUGAAUGAGGAGGUGACAAUGGGUCUGAUACGCAACCUCAAGAUCCCGCUACCCAGCUCUACUCCACCACCCACGGAGAAGGAGGUUCUGUUCCCGGCCUAUCUGAUAAAUCUUGUUACCUCGGAGAUGUGGAAUAACGGGUUUGUGAAAGAAUCCGAACGCUUUUUGGCCAACGUGAUGCAAUCAAUUCAACAAGAAGUUAUGCAACAUGAUGGCGAUGAUGCUAUCAACCCUGGCGCCUUUUGGCUUUCCAACGUCCAUGAGAUGCUUUCCUUUGUAUUCUUGGCCGAGGAUUGGUACGAAGCUCAGAAGACCGACAAUUUCGAGUAUGACCGUCUCUUGGAAAUUGUGAAGCAUGACUUGGAAAGCCUAGAGUUCAACAUCUAUCACACGUGGAUGAAAGUGCUAAAGAAGAAACUUUACAAAAUGAUCGUGCCAGCAAUUAUCGAAUCUCAGUCUCUUCCGGGAUUUGUUACAAGUGAGACAAAUCGAUUCCUCGGGAAGCUUUUGCCCUCCAACAACAAUCCAGCGUACAGCAUGGAUAAUCUUCUCAGUCUCUUGAACAACGUCUACAAGGCCAUGAAAGCUUUCUAUCUUGAAGAUUCUAUCAUAACGCAGACCGUCACCGAACUUCUUCGCCUCGUUGGUGUCACGGCUUUCAAUGACCUUCUCAUGCGGAGAAACUUUCUCUCUUGGAAACGUGGUCUACAGAUCAACUACAACAUUACCCGGAUUGAGGAGUGGUGUAAGAGCCACGAUAUGCCGGAGGGCACACUCCAGCUCGAGCAUUUGAUGGUGAGGAAGACCUAAAUAGCCAAGAAAGAAUACCGCCGCUGAUCAUGAAACCUUUGCAGCAAGCAACAAAACUUCUUCAGCUCAAGAAGGCAACAUUGAAUGACAUUGAAAUUAUACAGGAUAUUUGUUGGAUGUGAGUUUUACAACUUUUUCAUUCUCUUAGGAGAUGCGCAGUGCUAAUAC